AUGUUGAGGAGGAGUUUUGGAUUUGGACUCGAGGAGAAUCAGGAUCACAGGGUUGAUGGCACUGAAGCCGCUCUGAAGAUGGCUUCGGACAGCUUGAUUUGGUGGAAGGAGGUGGAAUCUAAGACCAUCGAUAUGAUGGUCGAGUUGGAUUUCAGAAAAGAGCUCGAUGGGUGGAGAGAAAUGGAUGGAGAGCUGGUGGCGGAGGCUGCAAAAGAGAUUGAGCUCACCAUAUUUGGACUGUUGGUGGAGGAAUUGCUCCCCCCCACAUCCGCUGGCAAAGCUUACAGCCCCAAUGCGCACCACCACCAACGCCGCGGCGGCGCCGCUUCGCUCUACUCGCCGAAGCUCUCAAUUCUGCUCCUAGCCACCUGCGUUUCCCUCUUCAUCCUCUUCCACAUCCAGUCCCUCCAAACUUCUCCCCCCUCGCCAUCGCCAACUAAUUAUAAUUCGUGGGAAUUCAUGCACCAGUGGCGAGACGCCAUCAUCAACACCACCCACGCUUUUGGAGGCGACUGCACCCGGGAGCUCGCAGCCAUGGCCACCAAGCUCCGGCGAGCAGUCACGUUUCUCCCGCUGAAGGACCUGCGUUACGCCCAGUCCGCCCAGCAAGGCCACACGUGGUUCAUGAGCUCCAUGUUCGACAAGCAAGAAGAAGGUGACAUCCAUCUUCGCUUUUUGAACCUCUUCCGCCAUUACGGCUACUGUUUUCUUACCCAAAAAAUCUCAUAUCUAUUAGGUGAGGUCCAACACCAACACUUUCCGUCGGAGGCGUCGAACGGCCGGCUGCUCUGCAUCAAGGGCCACGACACCCACGACGGCGCGUGGAACACAUACGCCCUUGCAUGGCUGGAAACCCUGCCGGCCAAUGCCACUCUCAUGUCAGGCCUAACCUUCGUCUCCUACAACCACUACAGCUACGACAACAUCUGGCACGGCUUGUCCGCCAUGGUACCCUUCGUCGCCUGGCACAUCAAGAACCGCUGCUCAAGCCUCCCCGCCCGGUGGCUUCUCUACCACUGGGGCGAGCUCCGCACCGAGAUGUCCCCAUGGCUCCGAUCUCUCAUGGACGCCACCUUUGACGGCUCUGUAGAUACCGAAAACUUUGCCGAUGGUGACGAAGAGCGGCCCGCUUGCUUUGAGGAGGCCGUGGUGAUGAGGCACAAUGAAGGGGGAAUGUCCCGGCGGCGGAGGCUGGAAGUUUACGAUCUGAUGAGGUGCAAAGCUAGGGCUUACUGUAACGUAAGCGCGGCGGAGGGCGGUGGCAUCGGAGUGACGAUGUUCAUGAGGACGGGGCCGAGAUCGUUCAGAAAUGACUCGGCCGUCAUCGGGAUAUUCGACGGCGAGUGCCGGAAAGUGGAAGGUUGCCGGUUGACUGUUGCGUACUCCAAUAAUCUCACCUUCUGCGAACAGGUGAAGCUGAUGAGCUCGACAGACGUCCUGGUGUCCCCCCACGGAGCUCAAAUGACCAACAUGUUCCUCAUGGAGAGAAACAGCAGCGUGAUGGAGUUCUUCCCCAAGGGGUGGCUGAGGCUGGCCGGCGUCGGCCAGUACGUCUACCACUGGAUCGCCAGCUGGUCCGGAAUGAAACACGAGGGCGCCUGGCGGGACCCUAAUGGCGAUCCCUGCCCCUACAGGGAGGACGAUCGCCGCUGCAUGUCCGUCUACAAGAGUGGCAGAAUCGGACACAACAAGACAUUCCUUGCCCAGUGGGCUAGAAAUGUCUUGAAUCAAGUCGGGAUGAGAAAACUAGAGGAAGCUUCAACCAAUUCCCAAGUUGCUGCAUCUGCAGGUGGCUGCGCCUGUGGCUAA
Molecule: messenger RNA, 1809 nt
Organism: Diospyros lotus (date-plum)
Lineage: Eukaryota; Viridiplantae; Streptophyta; Magnoliopsida; Ericales; Ebenaceae
Exons: 3
Coding region: 1-1809 (602 amino acids)
Molecular function (GO): glycosyltransferase activity
Source: RefSeq, a predicted model, not a curated record